AUGGCCUCACUGGAUUGUAAGCUGUGUCUUCCAUCAUCUGAACCCUGGGACAGUAGUUUAGGAGUUACAAACUAUCCCCGCAAAUCUAAGAAGAAGGCUCCAAGAGAAGAACAGACACCAGUGUGCAUUGUUCAGAACUGCAAAGAUGAAUAUUUGAUUGUCCAAAGGCCCAAAACAGGUCUGCUGGCAGGUCUGUGGGAGUUCCCAAGCGCAACCCCUCUUGGGGUAGAAUGUGACCAGACUGAGGCUGUCCGACACUUACAGCAACAUUUACACUCAAAACUCCAUAUUGGAGGGAAAGAUAAAAACAACUUAGCAUAUGUUGGAGAAGUUAAACAUUUAUUUUCCCACAUCAGCCAGACCUAUGUGGUGUACCAGCUGACCCAAGUGGACAGUGUGUUAGGUGAGCUAGGUGGCCAGUGUGGUGACCAGUGUGCUAGGUGGGUUGACAGAGACCAGUUGAUGGAGGCUGCAAUAUCUACUGCAAUGAAAAAGGUAUUCAAGACAUAUGAAGCCAGUCUAAGUAAACAGAGUGAUGGAGAGAAAAAUUGCAAGGUCAAUAAAAGGAAAAGAAAUGCAUCAGGGUCUUGGUCAAGAAAAGAUGGAAAGAAACAAAUGGCAAUAGAGGCUUUCUUCCAACCAAAACCCAAGUGAAGGUAGUAAAAAUCAUGAAAAAUGAGGUCAAUGAAGACUAAACAGGGGGUUUCUUCACAGUGCUUUGUGGGCAUUCCACAGAAAAUGAAGAUAAAUUUGAUUGAACUGAGUCUGAUUGGCAUCAGCAUAUAUAUCAUCUAUAAGACUUGUUCUUUGUGUAUCAAGAAAAUUGCCAACAUUUCUUGGUAUCAUGCCAUUCAGUGCAACUCUGUAAAGAUUAUGUCAGAUACUUGCCUAUACAUGUAUCUAGCAAAGUAGUCGUCCAAAUGAUUGUAUUUGUGAUUAGACUGUUUUCAGUCUUCAUAUAUUAGAUGUGCAAAUUACUGUUAUAUGAUUAGAAAUUUGGUAAAAAAAAAAAACAAUGCAUUUUAUUUUACUUGCUUUAAAAAAAAGCAAACAUUUUAUGCAAAUUCUAUUUUGCAUGGCAAUCCCUGUUAUGAAAUCCUGUAAUUUUUUAGUCUAUACACCAUUUUUUCUCCUCGUGCCAUUCUGCUUUAGUCAUGGUACUUGUCUUGAAAAACAUUCCUGCAUAGUAAUAUACUAAAGUCAUUAUUCGUUGACAAAAUUUCAGACAACAAUUACUAUUUCAAUUAACUGUGAGAACGGACAAUACAAUAUAGUAAUGUGUGCCUGUCAUGAAAAUCUUCAGCAUGUUGUCCUGUCCCUCCAUGGGACCCAAGCACCUGCACAGGCACCUGCUAAGAUUAAUGCGACACAGGGGCAAGAAUGCAGCUUUGUUUCUAUUAUUAGAAUACCUGAGGGUUAAUAAACUACAAUUGAUCUGUAACAUA
Messenger RNA from Lingula anatina, 1445 nucleotides. Its product is annotated as adenine DNA glycosylase-like. Gene Ontology annotation, molecular function: 8-oxo-7,8-dihydroguanine DNA N-glycosylase activity; oxidized purine DNA binding; adenine/guanine mispair binding. The record is from RefSeq and is a predicted model, not a curated record. NCBI's taxonomy places the organism in Eukaryota, Metazoa, Brachiopoda, Lingulata, Lingulida, Lingulidae. Gene Ontology annotation, cellular component: nucleus. Gene Ontology annotation, biological process: base-excision repair; mismatch repair.